Rhinichthys klamathensis goyatoka is the source of this 2434-nucleotide messenger RNA. RefSeq names its product RNA binding motif protein 12Ba (gene rbm12ba). NCBI's taxonomy places the organism in Eukaryota, Metazoa, Chordata, Actinopteri, Cypriniformes, Leuciscidae. The transcript has 2 exons. Bases 187 to 1749 code for a protein of 520 amino acids. Gene Ontology annotation, molecular function: RNA binding. Gene Ontology annotation, cellular component: nucleoplasm; ribonucleoprotein complex. Gene Ontology annotation, biological process: regulation of RNA splicing. The record is from RefSeq and is a predicted model, not a curated record.
GCGCUCCCCUUAAAAGUCUCUUCCAGAGGAAGUUGAGUUACCCACCGGACGCAUGUGGUGUGCAGUUUGCAGGUUACCGCGUGUUUUCUGUGACAGAAAAAGUCUUGUGCGGGGAACAAUUUAUAUUGAAGUAUAUGUUUUAAAGACAAACAAACGAUCUCAGUGGUUUGUGAGAAGAAUUUGAUCAUGACAAUAGUGGUUCUGCGUUUGCAAGGUUUAAACACAGAGGCAGGAUCUGAAGAUAUUCGCAGAUUUUUCCAUGGCUUGCACAUACCUGAGGGUGGUGUUCAUAUCAUCGGUGGUGCGAUGGGUGAAGCUUUCAUUAUUUUUAAUACAGAGAGAGAAGGCCAACUAGCCAUGCGCUACUCUGGAAGACUCCUCAGAGGCUCCUCUAUUUCAUUACAUAUCAGCAGUCUGCCUGAGUUAAAGAGAAUAAUGGAGUCGAGAUUGAGGAAACCAAAGUCAACAGUUGAGACCAAAAUGGUGCCAUCAUCGCCAUCUGACACCAAUGCAGCUCUUUUGCUUAGUCUAAUGGCUGCUAUUCAUGGGCCACAUUCAGACAACAAAGUGAAUCGCCAAAGUCCGGCCCACCAAACGCCUGAAGAUAUCAACCAAAACGUUCCAAAAAUACACAAUCAUUCCACAACUGACAACCAAACAAAUACUGAUGCUCAGCAUAGUCUUACUUAUGACUUGGCAUCUAAGGAGCAGAAAAGCAGAGGAGAAAACCUCAAUACCUGUAAGCCAGGGUACCUUCGGCUUUAUGGAUUUCCUGACUCUGUUGCCAAACAAGAGAUCUACCAGUUCCUACGGGGACUCCCAGUGUUGGAGGUCAUUACGAAAGUUCGACUGGAACUGGGCUGGUGCUGUAUGGCAAAGCUGGCAAGUUUUGCAGAUGCAGAGGAAGGGCUGAAAUACAGCCACAGAAAAUUCAAAGAGUUCAAUGUUGAGGUCAGAUUUGCCCAUGAGAAGAUGUGGACAGAAGCCGUGGAGCAGUCAAAAAAUUGCAUGCAAAACAUCAAGCCUCACACUUUCUCAGAGCAAAAGGAGGUCAACACAGAUAGAAAUGCAAUUAGAGGUUUCUUAACCAAAAGAAAUGCAGAAGAACAGCCCUCACCAGGAUCUCCUAAAAAAUUCUGCCGAAACUUUCCAUCCCCUCAAACUGAACAAUCUGUUAUUGUCAAUAAUCUUUCAAGGAAUAUAACCAAGACUGAGAUCAAGGAGAUUUUCGGCUGUCAAGCAAUCCCAAAUCAUAGAAUAAAACAUUUAUUAAACAAGUGGGGAGAGAGGACAAGCACUGCGUUCAUUACCUUUGAGCAUGCAGAAGACUACACCUCAGCUCUGAACAUGAAUGGCACUACUGUUGGCUUAAAAAACAUUGAGGUGUCAUCCAUUACUAAAGAAGAAAUGUUAGCCAUAGUCAGCAGAAACCGAUGUACUGUCUGGAGGCCACCGCCUUAUGGAAAGAAACAUUUAACCAUGUCGUGUAUAUAUGCACGCAAUUUUCCUGCAGAUAUCAGGAAACAAGAGGUGAGAGAUUUUUUCAUGCGCUUUAACAUCUGUGAAAAUUCAAUCAUAUUGCUUGUGGACAGCCAGGGCAAUGGCGUUGGGGAAGCCAUCGUGCAGUUUGGAUGUCAGGAAGUCGCCACACAAGCCCAGAGUCUUCAUGGCAAGUAUUUUAUGGGAGCAAAAAUUCUACUCACUUGCAUCACACGUCAACAGAUGGAGAAGAUACUUGGCACACGUUGAACAACUGAAGAUGUGAGAUGUUUUCAGCACCUUCAGACACCAGCAGUGGUGUAAAAUCUAUGUUAAUGAGGACAAUUAAUUCAUUUGAAGAUUUCUAACAAGCUUUCUCACGCCAAAUCCUGUCGAAAUUUGGCACUCUGGCAAGCAAUGUGCUCAAGCAAUAUUAUGGGUACAACAAUUGAAGAUGCCCAGUCUAGAUUUUGAGUACUACAUGGAAGGAGCAUACUAAAAAAAGACCUCAAUAUUUUUCAUACAAUGGUUGGCAAAGUAUUAAGGACUACUCCAAGUGCUUAAAUAAUGGCUGUAUACUUCCACAUUUAAAACUCUUGCACUUGUUGCUUUUUUUCCCUCUCAGUUGUUGCUGCUGAACACAGCUUACUGGCUUCAAUUAAAAACGGAUAUAUCCCAGAUAUCUUGUAUUGCAUAUUAAAAUUUAGUUUUUGAGUUAUUCGGUUUGACUGUAUAUAUUUUAAGUUUAUCAGAAAUUUGUUACAGACAAGAUGUUUAAAAAGGUUUCUGACCAUGUCUGUAUGGUAGCCAGUGUUUUGAUUUGCCAUUUCUAUACAUUCCUAUUUCUAAAACGGAAACCACUUUAAGUUGUUUCUGAUGUCUUCGUGACUUGAUAAAUUUGUAUUUAAUUUGACAUUUUGAUGUUAUAUUGCAAUUAAACUUGCACAAUCAGUUU